Messenger RNA from Ailuropoda melanoleuca (giant panda), 468 nucleotides. It is a transcript of the gene ID4, whose product is annotated as inhibitor of DNA binding 4. The coding region runs from base 77 to 412 and encodes 111 amino acids. NCBI's taxonomy places the organism in Eukaryota, Metazoa, Chordata, Mammalia, Carnivora, Ursidae. The record is from RefSeq and is a predicted model, not a curated record. Gene Ontology annotation, molecular function: protein dimerization activity; transcription regulator activity. The transcript is spliced from 3 exons. Gene Ontology annotation, cellular component: nucleus; cytoplasm. Gene Ontology annotation, biological process: circadian regulation of gene expression; negative regulation of transcription by RNA polymerase II; cell differentiation.
GGCCGCGGCGGCGGCAGCGCGCUGCAAGGCGGCGGAGGCGGCGGCCGACGAGCCGGCGCUGUGCCUGCAGUGCGAUAUGAACGACUGCUACAGCCGCCUGCGGAGGCUGGUGCCCACCAUCCCGCCCAACAAGAAAGUCAGCAAAGUGGAGAUCCUGCAGCACGUUAUCGACUACAAUCCUGGACCUGCAGCUGGCGCUGGAGACGCACCCGGCUCUGCUGAGGCAGCCGCCGCCGCCGGCGCCACCGCACCACCCAGCCGGGACCUGUCCGGCAGCGCCGCCGCGGACCCCGCUCACGGCACUCAACACCGACCCGGCCGGCGCGGUGAACAAGCAGGGCGACAGCAUUCUGUGCCGCUGAGCCGCGCUGUCCAGGUGUGCGGCCGCCUGAGCCCGAGCCAGGAGCACUAGAAAGGGAGGGGGAAAGAGCAGAAGUUAGAGAAAAAGCCACCCGAGGAAAGGAGGGG